ACUCGAAACUUUCAUCUUAUCGGGAAAAUGGGGUCCUAUAGGAAAAUACUAGUAAAAAGCUGAUAUCUUAGGCUUUUUCUAGUCUAUAUAUCCCCUACUUAUGGACAAAAUUUGGGCUCAAAAGCUUUUUAGCACCUCGGAAGGUUCCCUCGUGAGUUAUGAAUUUUCUAGUUUUCGCUGAAAAAAUCAGACAAAUGGUCGUAAUUCCAGAAGAAAAAGCCGUCAGUCGGAAUCAAUUAGAUAUCUUCGGAGAGUUUCCACAGAAACUCAAUUAAACACCGACGGAGGAGAUAUAGAGAUGUAGAAGGUAUAGUAAACAGUUAUUUAUUUUUUAUGAUUGAUUUUUUCGAGCAAGAGUCGAUAAGUUGAAUGGAUCAUUAUUCAAAGUCAAGCACUAUAUAAAGAUUAUCUGCACUAGUUAAUCAAUAUAUCCUCUGUCGGUGUUUAAUUGAGUUUCCGCAGAAGCUCUUCGAAGAUAUCAUAUGCCGAAACCCUUUUCCGCUUUUUACCUACUCGAGAUCCUCAAUCGAAUUAUAUAUAAACCAACGAAAUCGAAGCGAGACACUUGGGAAUGUUUUGCUCAUUAUCAGCAGUCGGUAAUAGUUUUUAAGUAUUUUCGUCAUGAGUAAAUUUGAAUACUUUUUAUACUAAAAUGAUCAGUGCAACGAGUUCUAAAGACAAAAAAAAAUCAAUCUUGUGUUUUUUGUGGUUAACUAUCCAUGGAAGUAUCCGCCAGCAUUUUUUCGUUGGUAGUAUCAUUGGUAAAAAAAAAAAGGCAGAUCUUCUUAUCUUUAAUAUAAAUGAGACUAAUGCGUAAGUAAAUCUUUCACAGAGAACGAUAUCCGAGCUUAAUCAGAUCAAAAUUUGAAAUAGUCAUAUUUUAAUUGAGAUUUAUAAUUAUUAUAGAUAUCAAUUAUGUCUUCAAUUACGGCAAGAUAUUCUUUCUGGAAAAUUACCUUGUUCAUUUGUAACUUAUGCUUUAUUGGGUUCAUAUACAGCUCAAGCUGAAUUAGGAGAUUAUAGUGAAUUAGAUCAUGGAACAACAUAUGAUUAUCUUAAAGAACUUCAAUUUGCACCUCAACAAGAUGAAGAAUUAUUAAAACGUAUUCAUGAACAACAUAAAAGACAUAAAGGUCAACCACCUAAUGCAGCUGAUUUACAUUUUCUUGAAAAUGCUAAAAAAUUAGCUAUGUAUGGUGUAGAUAUUCAUCCUGCACAAGAUUCUGAAAAUGUUAAUAUUAAUAUAGGUGUUUCAGCUAAUGG
Rotaria sordida is the source of this 1263-nucleotide messenger RNA. NCBI's taxonomy places the organism in Eukaryota, Metazoa, Rotifera, Eurotatoria, Philodinida, Philodinidae. The record is from the annotation of a GenBank genome assembly.